This is a messenger RNA of Fukomys damarensis (Damara mole-rat), 3010 nucleotides long. RefSeq names its product zinc finger protein 350. The record is from RefSeq and is a predicted model, not a curated record. The transcript is spliced from 5 exons. Bases 548 to 2137 code for a protein of 529 amino acids. Gene Ontology annotation, cellular component: nucleus. Lineage: Eukaryota; Metazoa; Chordata; Mammalia; Rodentia; Bathyergidae. Gene Ontology annotation, biological process: regulation of transcription by RNA polymerase II; central nervous system development. Gene Ontology annotation, molecular function: RNA polymerase II cis-regulatory region sequence-specific DNA binding; DNA-binding transcription factor activity, RNA polymerase II-specific.
GGCCGCCGUAGGCUAACUAGCAUUUUCGGAAGGGCUCCAGAAGUACACUAGCGCUUCACGGAAGUGCAACGAUCAGGUUCUUCUUAUGGGUCUGGAGGAAAUCAGGUGCGUGUGUGACUUUAUUCCUGGAAGUUACCUUUGUCUCGGCGGAAGAUGAGGGAGGUCCGUGGACACGAAGUAGCGCAGACCCCUGGAGUUCUUGGCGGAGGUGGCGGAGGUGUCCGACAGGUGCCUGACUGCCCCAGACUCGCCGGGCUGUGGUCGGGAUCCUUUGGUGUCACUACCGUGUUUGAGGGCUUGGAGGGAUCAGCGACAGGUCGCUGCCGCAUCGUCACAGACAGAAACAGACUAUUGCCAGCCGUCAGUAGUAUUUUCUGAGCUUUUUUUCCAUCCUCUAUCAAAGAUCCUCAGUUCUCAGGAGCAAAAGAAUCACAUAAAGGAGGAGGAACUUACAGCAUCGGGGUAUCGGCAUUAGAGCGGAAGACACCAAGAAAGCAUCCCAGUGGCCAUCAGUUUUCCAGGGGGAAAAAAAAAAGAAAGAAAGAAAAUGAUCCAGGCCCAGGAGUCGCUGACACUGGAGGAUGUGGCCGUGAGGUUCACCCGGGAGGAGUGGCAGCUCCUGGGCCCUGCUCAGAAGGACCUGUACCGGGAGGUGAUGCUGGAGAACUACAGCAACCUGGCGUCAGUGGCAGGGUAUCAAGCCAGCCAGCCCGAUGCCCUCUCCUGCUUGCUGCGUGGAGAACCAUGGGCGGUGGGGGAUGAGCACCACUGCGGACCCCAUCCGGACAUUUGGAAAGCUGGUGAUGAUCUGCCAAGUCAUUCACGAAACAAAAGCAAGGUGAACAGGUCAGAAGAGUGGCAUGAACAUAAUACAUGUGAAAAUGUUCAACAGAGCAAAACUGAAUUUCUGUUGAGGCAAAAUCAUGACUUGUUUCACUUACAUGGAAAAAGUAUGAAGUCAGAUUUAACUUUGGUUAACCAGAGCAAAAGCUGGGAAAUAAAGAACCCCAUGGCAUUCCCUAGACAUGAGGAAUCCCUUUUCCCUGCUAACUGUGAAAAAUUCCGUACUGAAAUUCCAUUUCCUGCAAGUCAAAAAUGCAUCAACCUUAAGUCUCACUUCAGUAGCCCCAAGCCUAAGAAGACUCAAAAAGUAGAGAAACGUCAUGUAUGCGGAGAAUGCGGGAAAGCCUUUAUCAAGAAGUCUUGGCUUACCGAUCACAAGGUCAUCCAUACUGGAGAGAAACCCCAUCGCUGCAGUCUGUGUGGGAAAGCCUUCUCCAGAAAGUUCAUGCUCACUGAGCACCACCGAACACACACGGGAGAAAAACCUUAUGCAUGCACUGAAUGUGGCAAAGCUUUUCUCAAGAGAUCACGGCUCAACAUCCAUCAGAAAACGCAUACAGGAGAGAAACAGUAUAUAUGCAGUGAGUGUGGAAAGGGCUUCAUCCAGAAAGGAAAUCUCAUUGUACAUCAGCGAAUUCAUACAGGCGAGAAACCUUAUAUGUGCAGUGAGUGUGGAAAAGGCUUCAUCCAGAAGACCUGCCUCAUAGCACACCAGAGGUUUCAUACCGGGAAGACUCCCUUUGUGUGCAGUGAAUGUGGAAAAUCCUGUUCCCAGAGGUCGGGUCUCAUUAAACAUCAGAGGAUUCACACGGGAGAGAAGCCCUUUGUGUGCAGUGACUGUGGGAAAGCCUUCAUCACAAAGCAGAAGCUCAUUGUUCAUCAAAGAACUCAUACAGGAGAGAAGCCCUAUGGCUGCAGGGACUGUGGGAAAGCUUUCGCAUAUAUGUCUUGCCUCGUGAAGCAUAAGAAAGUACACACAAGGGAAAAACAGAGAGAUACAACGAGGUCGGAAAACCCUGCUGAGAGCGACAGCUCAUUACACACUGGCGGUGUCGUACAGGAGACAAAACGCAUUAGCACCCUGAUCACCCAGGUGCCUUCUGUGGCCUCUCCAUCAACACUAAACGUUAGUGGCCUUCUAGCAAACAGGAAUGUAGUCCUUGUGGGGCAGCCAGGGGCCAGAUACGUACGGUUAGGAAACAACAGAGAGUGGACGCGGGAGAGAGACCCGAGGAAUGCGGUGAAUAUGGCUGUGCCUCCAGUUGUCAAUUAUGUCGUUUUUUAUGUCCCAUAGGAAAGCACUCAGAUACAUCCUGUGUGGAAAAGCACUGAGCAGAAGUUUCUAGUUCUUUGUGUGGCUGGGAAACAGCGGGAGAAGCUGUAUACAGGCAGAGACUAGACAAGCCCAUACCUGCAUCCUCACUAAAGGUUGCAUUGUUACACAGACACCACCAAAACAUGCCCAGGAGUUGCUGUCCUGUUGAUUAAAUGAGCGAAGGAAGCCUAAGUUCAUUUAAGAGAAGGAAAUAAGUAUUUCAAGGUUUAAAUUGGUAUCUGGAAUGUUGCUGUGAACGAAAAAAAAAAAAAAAAAAAACAGGAAGUUAUGGCUGUCAAAGGGUUAGCAUCGGGCCACGAGCCUGUGGAGCACAGCCAUGUCAGUUCUGUUUUCUCAGUCCAGUAGCUCAGGCUGGCCUCAAACUCGCAGCAAUCCUCCUGCCUCAGCCUCCCAAGUGCUGGGAUGACAGGCGUGCACUACCACACCUGGCAAACUUCGAGAAUUUUGCAGUAUAUAAAGGCACCUAAGAGCAGCCUCCCAUCGAGUCAGUUUUUUUAUCUAACAAGUGUUUGACAAGUGCUUUCCUCGUACCUAGUCCUGCUCUAGGAGCUUAGGUUUCAAUGGUGAACAAAAGAAAAUGUCCGUGGUCUUUUGGAGAGAGCGUUGAGCUAGCUGGAUUAUGUUUAAGUGCUAUCGGUACGCUCCGGCCAGUCUAAGGAGGGGAUACAAACACCUACGUUAGGUGAAAUGAAUGUGAGUUAAGUCUCGCAGGGAUAUAUAUAUGAUGGUUCAUUGUUCAAGGAGCAUAUUGUUUUGAGGAAUGGGGAACAUUUGUUUACAAUUAUAUUUAAAACGCCUUAGAGCACAAAUAAAUAUAUUGUUUUUUCAUGC